CUCACCUGAACACUUGGGGGCGGAAAAGCCUCGGCGAGCAUUUUUUUCUACAAGAGAAGAAGAGCGGCCUGAGUGACGUCACCGGCGUUCUGUGGCAGAGGCUGGAGGAAGAUGGCGGGGUCCAAGGUGAAGCAGGACAUGCCUCCUCCGGGAGGCUACGGCCCCAUUGACUAUAAGAGAAAUUUACCAAAACGAGGACUCUCGGGAUAUAGCAUGUUUGGUAUUGGGAUCGGCAUCAUGGUGUUCGGCUAUUGGAGGCUUUUUACCUGGAACAGAGAGAGGAGGCGCUUACAGAUCGAGGAGCUGGAAGCCAGGAUAGCACUGAUGCCCCUGAUGCAGGCAGAGCAUGACCGCAGGACUUUAAAGAUGCUGAGGGAGAACUUGGAAGAGGAAGCAGUCAUCAUGAAGGAUGUUCCAGGUUGGAAGGUUGGCGAGAGCGUCUUCCACACAGACCGCUGGGUCACCCCUCUGUCAGAGGAGCUGUUCAACCUCCGGCCCCGGGAAGAGCUUCUGCACAAGCGUUUUGGUUUCUUGUGGUACGUCUGAUCACCACAGAGAAGGUGACCUGAGCUCCACCACCUUCCACAGCCAUGUGGUCCUGAGCCUCGCUCACCUCAGCUUGUAAAUGUUCAAUAUUAAAGUAUCAGUUUUUUCUUUA
This is a messenger RNA of Menidia menidia (Atlantic silverside), 658 nucleotides long. Lineage: Eukaryota; Metazoa; Chordata; Actinopteri; Atheriniformes; Atherinopsidae. The record is from the annotation of a GenBank genome assembly.